Messenger RNA from Toxorhynchites rutilus septentrionalis, 2614 nucleotides. RefSeq lists its product as uncharacterized. The coding region runs from base 1017 to 2084 and encodes 355 amino acids. The record is from RefSeq and is a predicted model, not a curated record. Gene Ontology annotation, biological process: fatty acid metabolic process. The transcript has 5 exons. Gene Ontology annotation, molecular function: fatty-acyl-CoA binding. Lineage: Eukaryota; Metazoa; Arthropoda; Insecta; Diptera; Culicidae.
CGUUUCUGUUAGUCAGUCUCGAAUCGUCCGUGUGUGCUGUUUGUUUGUCGGUGGUGUCUAUCUUUUGCGCUCCUGCGCUGAACUCUUCCCUUUCCAAAUGAAUGUAACUUUUUGUGCUGCUUGACGGGCUUCUAGAGGAGAGACCAUUCAAAGCAAAGACGACGAGGGCGAUAUCAAUUAUUACAAAACAAACUAAUUAUCAUCUUCUGGCUGGGAAUUGUGUGUAUGAUUACAGUGGAAUUUUAAGUGGCUCAAUAGGAAUUAAGCUGCAGGAUUAUCAAUCGCAAAUUUCGGGAAGUCAAAGUUGCGUGUGUGUCAGUGGAGUGACAUUCUAUUUUGAAGUGCUGUCAAUGAGUAAUAAUUAAUUAUUGUACAACAAUUCAGCUAAUUGAGCUAUCGAGUAAUCAAAGGGCUGAAUUUUCUUUCGAAAACACACCCCGUGUAAAAUUGAGCGGCUUCUUUAUGUUACACAAAGCGAAUAGAUCCAAAAGCAAAACCAUCCAAACACUACAGAGCGGCAGCAGCGCGAGUGCAGGUGAAAUUUUUCGAUACAUUGAAUUACAAAUCCCCCAGCGAUCGACGAAGACCCGGGUCAGAGCGACGGUAUCUAUCGUCACCAAGUUUUAAUAUGUACAUAUAAUUACUGGUCUCGGUCGGGGUUCGAGUAUCAGAAUUGUGUGCGGGAGCGCUGGACUUAGAAAAUUGCCUUGCUGUUGUAAUACACCGCUGAGCGGCGGCAGCAGUAGCAGCGGCUUAAACGCGUUUUUACGUAAUAUCCCUCAACGCUGGCGCUUGCCGGCCGUUUAAGAUCUAUCUCUGCCUUUGGUAGACCGUUUCUUUAGUAUCAUAUUUGCGUGUGGAUAUAAACUUGAAGGGUAUACUAUAUAUCCGAGGGUCGUUGUGAUCAACAUAAUAACGAAGGAAGCUGGUCCAAAAUAAGCGGACACUGUGCAGCUUAGAGGACAGUAAACGUGAAGUUUCAUAGAAGAUAAAACUACGGACAGUAUACAGCAGCAAUGUCGAUCGAGGAGCGAUUCAAUGCCGCUGUAAACGUUAUUCGUGGACUGCCGAAAAAUGGUCCCUAUCAGCCUAGCAAUGAUAUGCUGCUUAAUUUCUACUCGCUUUUUAAGCAAGCGACCCAUGGAAAGUGCACCGAACGGCGACCUGCAUUCUGGGACGUGAUUAGAAGAGCGAAACAUGACGCUUGGAACCGGUUAGGCAACAUGCCGAAGGAGGUGGCCAUGCAGAAAUACGUCGAUGAGCUGAAGAAGAUAGUGGAAACAAUGUCGUACAACGACAAUGUGGCCAACUUUCUCGAGUACAGCUCGCCCGAUCUGGACAGCAGUGUCAACAUCAGCGAUCUCGAGAUGGUCGCUCCGGAGGCUAUCCAGAAGGUACGCUCCCGUCCAAAUUCACCACUGGCUUCACGAGAUACCAGCCCAGCUCGGGUCUCACCAGUUACACAAUCACCGACAAUGAUCAACGCCACAUGCCCAGCAGCAGCAACAGCGGUACCCCCACUGGUCAAUGGAUACCAGCACCAAAAUGGCGCAGUAGUUAAACCACUGCUCACAAACGGUCACCACCAUCACCAGCAUCACCACUAUCAAAACGGAAAUGUUCAGUCGAGCGACGAAGAAGACGAGUAUAUCGACACGGUGGAUGAUUCCGAGACCGAGUCCACGUUCCGUCCGAUCGAGACCGUCCAUUCGUCUCGAAGUCGUUUGUCGCAGCAGAGUGCCUCCGCUGCUGGUAUCGACCGGGAACAGUACCACAGCCUCGGCUCGUCGGCAUCGUGGGUUGUUGGCAAUGCCGAGGUUACCGCUCAGCUGACAAGGGCUAUCGAGCGACUGAAUGCCAGCGUUCAGCAGGUGAACAACCGGGUCAAUGUGGUGGAACAGUCUGUUGCCAAUUUGCGCAGUGCCCAGCAGAAGAUGGAUAAAACCCAAUCGCGAGCUGCUGUGGCCCGGGAUUAUCCACCAUGGUGGCCUUUCGAGGAGAUUUCACCUCGAAUGUUAACUCUUAUCAUUCUGUGGCCACUGGUGGUCAACAGAAUCUUCAUUUGGUUGCAACGAAGGAAAUGAGCGCAGAGAACGGAGAAGAACAUGUUGCUAUUUUGUUUUUAUUUUUCUAGAACAUAUUCGUGCGCGACGUGUAAAUAUUAGUGUUUUAGUUGAAGGUCCUGGUCCUGUUCGAUGAAGGCAACAAACAUGAAAAGAAAACCAUUCCGGUUGACUAUGAAAAGAUCGAAGAUGGGCAAUUUGCAAUUAUCAGCAUUACCAUAUAUGCGUAGAUUAGCAUCCGAGUGAGCAUCAGAUGAGAUGAGACACAAAGUAAAGCAUUCAACUGAUCAAUCAAAGUGCAAUUCAUUUGUUUAGUCGUUUAUCACUACAUUCCUCCCAGUUCAAUACUAUAGAUUGCUUGUUGAAAAAAAAGAAAACAUUUUGCUUCAUAGAAGAUCAAACUCGAACUAAGAACACAUUCAAAUGUUACCAAAAGGAAAACGGAAUCCUACUAUGUCACGGUGUUUUUGUUUAUUUAUUUUUUAUACUUUGUACAUUCGAGGUGUUUGAUGACAACAUUCUAAUAAACCAUUAAAAACCGAACGCAACAA